CAUUAGCUACCUGAGAAAGCAGAAAGAGAAAUUAAAUUUUGAGCGCUAAACAAGUUUGUUUUGUUCGCGUAAAAUACCAACUGUUCAUCUGUUAAUCGAAAAAGUUUAUUAGGAAAAUUGUUGUUUACGGGAACCGAAAAGCGAUGCCAAGUGAAGUCAUAACCCUACAACUGGGGCAAUGUGGAAAUCAAAUCGGAUUCGAGUUCUGGAAGAAGCUCUGUGCAGAACAUGGAAUUAGUUCAGAAGGAGUACUGGAAGACUUUGCAACUGAAGGUGUUGAUCGAAAAGAUGUCUUCUUCUACCAGGCUGAUGAUGAGCACUACAUUCCCCGGGCUGUCCUGCUUGAUUUAGAACCUCGAGUUAUAAACACAAUAAUGAAUUCCCCAUAUGCCAAAUUAUACAACCCGGAAAAUAUUUACCUUUCAAAACAUGGUGGAGGAGCAGGAAACAAUUGGGGUUCUGGCUACAGCCAUGGUGAAAGACUUUUUGAUGAAAUUUUCGAUAUUAUCGACAGAGAAGCCGAAGGCAGUGAAAAUCUUGAGGCUUUCACACUUUGCCAUUCAAUUGCUGGAGGAACAGGUUCUGGAUUGGGUUCGUACAUGCUGGAAAGAAUAUCGGAACGCUACCCAAAGAAAUUGGUGCAAACCUACAGCGUAUUUCCAAAUCUAGCCGAAUCCAGCGAUGUUGUUGUUCAACCUUACAAUUCAUUGCUGACGUUGAAGCGAUUGACGCUGAACGCUGACUGCGUCGUAGUUCUGGACAACACAGCCCUGAAUCGGAUUGCCACCGAUCGACUGCACAUUGAAACGCCAUCUUUUACGCAAAUCAAUUCACUCGUCUCAACCAUAAUGUCUGCAUCAACCGCCACCUUGAGAUACCCGAGCUAUAUGAACAAUGACCUCAUAGGUUUGGUCGCUCCGCUUAUUCCGACACCUCGGCUACAUUUCCUUAUGACAGGCUAUACUCCACUUACGAACGACCACGAGGAAACAUCUGUAAGGAAAACAACUGUCCUGGAUGUUAUGAGACGUUUGCUUCAGCCUCAAAACAUGAUGGUCUCUACAACACCCGACCGCAAUGGCUCGCACUGCUACACGUCUAUACUAAACAUUAUCCAAGGAGAAGUAGACCCGACGCAGAUCCAUAAAUCGCUACAGAGAAUUCGCGAAAGAAAACUGGCACAGUUCAUCCCUUGGGGUCCGGCUUCUAUCCAAGUGGCUCUUUCACGCAAGUCGCCUUACGUCACAACAUCGCAUCGCGUAUCCGGAUUGAUGUUGGCUAACCAUACGAGUAUUUCCACUCUUUUUGCGCGGACGCUGCAACAGUUCGAUAAACUGAGGAAACGGGAAGCUUUUCUCGAUCAGUUCCGCAAGGAAGCCAUGUUUCAAGAUAGCCUUGACGAAAUGGAUGAUUCCCGUGACGUCAUUCAAAACCUGGUGGACGAAUACACGGCUGCAACAAAGUCUGACUACCUCUCCUGGGGUAUGAACCGUCCCGGAUCUUCGGCUGCAGGCGCACAGACGUCAGCCUAAUGUUAAAACUUGUACACGGAAGAUUAUUAAAAUACAGACUGGCUUUCAUUUCACA
Daphnia magna is the source of this 1587-nucleotide messenger RNA. Its product is annotated as tubulin gamma-1 chain. Gene Ontology annotation, cellular component: nucleus; gamma-tubulin complex; centrosome. The transcript is spliced from 9 exons. Gene Ontology annotation, molecular function: structural constituent of cytoskeleton; GTP binding. The coding region runs from base 144 to 1532 and encodes 462 amino acids. The record is from RefSeq and is a predicted model, not a curated record. NCBI's taxonomy places the organism in Eukaryota, Metazoa, Arthropoda, Branchiopoda, Diplostraca, Daphniidae. Gene Ontology annotation, biological process: cytoplasmic microtubule organization; meiotic spindle organization; mitotic sister chromatid segregation.